Molecule: messenger RNA, 2394 nt
Organism: Drosophila busckii
Lineage: Eukaryota; Metazoa; Arthropoda; Insecta; Diptera; Drosophilidae
Gene: Rab3
Product: ras-related protein Rab-3
Exons: 5
Coding region: 737-1399 (220 amino acids)
Biological process (GO): protein localization to plasma membrane; protein secretion; regulation of exocytosis
Cellular component (GO): endosome; plasma membrane; synaptic vesicle
Molecular function (GO): GTP binding; GTPase activity
Source: RefSeq, a predicted model, not a curated record
GUAACUUUGAAACAGUUUAAAUUAUGAAAACGUAUACAAAACGCGCUUAUAUUCGCCGCUUUAUUUAAUUCGCCGUCUUUAACAGACAUAUACAGACACACAUGCGUAGCUGCAGGAAAAUUUUUGCCUCAUUCGUGGUCCUUUAGAAGAAGACGACGUGCACAAGCAAACGAACAGAGAUUCAUCGUGAACAAAAUUAAAGAAAAACAGUUGAAAUAAUAAGAAGCAAUUGCGUUGCAAUAAACUUGUCCAAAUAAUUGAUUAAUUGUGACUACAAGCGAACUGAGCGCGCAUUUUGCUAAAUCAUUGAUUGAGUAACCGUAAACAGAAAAAAGCAAAAAGAAAACGUAUUAAGUGCAAACAGCAGGCCCGCAGACAACGGAAAUUCUAACCCAGUGCCAAGGCUGAAUUUUGAGCUGCACGCAAUUAUCGCUAAAAUCAAAGUCAGUGUAAAAAAGAAAUCAACAACAAUAAAAAAAAGAGCGAAAAAGAAACUCACAGCCACAUUAUCGAUUUGUGUAUAUGUGUGAAAAAUAACAGUCAAGAGCUUACUCCCACGUAAAAACACAAACACACACACACAUACUAACACAAACAUUGAGCAUACGUCAACAACAAAGCAACAAAAGCAACAAAAAGGAGAGAAAAGCCGUUGGUCAGCAGAAGGAACAACUACGACGCAGGAAUCUGUUGUCAUCAGCCGUAGCAAGCAGUAAACCAAGUUAGACGCACAACAAUGGCUGGCGGUGGUGAUCCCAAAUGGCAAAAGGAUGCAGCUGAUCAGAACUUUGACUACAUGUUCAAGCUGCUCAUCAUUGGCAACUCCAGUGUGGGCAAGACGAGUUUUCUCUUUCGCUAUGCGGACGACAGCUUCACAUCGGCCUUUGUCUCCACUGUGGGCAUUGACUUUAAAGUGAAGACCGUCUUUCGACAUGACAAGCGCGUCAAGCUGCAAAUUUGGGAUACGGCUGGUCAGGAGCGUUACCGCACCAUAACCACAGCCUACUACCGCGGCGCCAUGGGCUUCAUUCUGAUGUAUGAUGUCACCAACGAGGACAGCUUUAACUCUGUGCAGGACUGGGUUACACAAAUCAAGACGUACUCAUGGGACAAUGCCCAGGUGAUACUGGUGGGCAACAAGUGCGAUAUGGAGGAUCAGCGUGUGAUUAGCUUUGAGCGUGGACGCCAGUUGGCCGACCAGCUGGGCGUGGAGUUCUUUGAGACCUCAGCCAAGGAGAAUGUGAAUGUUAAGGCUGUCUUUGAGCGCUUGGUGGAUAUUAUAUGCGAUAAGAUGUCGGAGAGUCUGGAUGCGGAUCCAACGUUAGUGGGCGGCUCACAGAAGGGACAGCGCUUGACGGAUCAGACGCAGGGCACGCCCAAUGCCAAUUGUAAUUGUUAAAGCAGUCUGCACACAGCAAACACACACCUACAUAUUUUCACACACACACAUAUACACAUACAGUAACGUGUACUGCAACAAAUUUGAUCUUAGCAAAUGUUAGACAGCAUUAAUCAACAGAGAGAUGUGCAAAACUUAUAGCAAAGUGAAGAAAGAAAACGAAGAAAAACUUAUUACCCGUAUAUAAGUAAAGCAUAUUAAACUAUAUAAAUAUUAUUGUAUUUAUAAAUAAUUUACGUUGUCAUGCCGUGUAAAUGUCAAGUUAAUUACUUAUGUAUGUGCUUGGAAUAUUAUCAAUGUUUUCAAAUAAGCCCCAAAUAGCAUAAACAUCAAAUUUAUUGUUGAGCAUUGCGAAUUGCGUAUUGUGGAGUAAGAGAACAAAGAAUUUAAUAGCGCCCCUCCCCCGUAAGAAAAAUUAAUAACAAUAUACUUAUUUUAAUAUUCGAUGUGCUUAAAUUUGUUGUAUGUGCAGCGCUAAGGUUUAUAAAAAUAACUAAGAAUUAACUCAUGAAAAGCUGCUGCAAGUGCUGCUAAGCCUUGAGUUAAGCACUAAUUAAAUACGCACGUUUUGUGCUGUUUUUUCUCAUGCCUCAGUUUUCAUUCUCAUUCUCAACUUCAGUAUUUAGUUUCUCUAUCUCAACGAGAGAACUUUAGCUAAGCAAACAAAUCUCAAAAGUAUUGUACAUACGCUAGCGAAAAGCUUUGAAGCUGUAUACAGCUAAAGUUGAACGACAAAAAUAUAAAAAAAGAAAACACAACGCACAAAGCUAGCGAAUUGGUGAAAUUAAACUUAAUAUUUGUUUGGUAUACUUCAGCCUACACAGCUCUAACUAAAAACAUAAUCCGCUACAUCUACAUACAUAUAUAACUAUACACAGACACACACAUACAUAUAUAAACUGCAACAGAGUUCUAGCAAAUUGUCAUUAUGAUUAUUAAAAUUAUUAUCAUUAUGUAUGUAUGUAUUUAUGUAGUCCAAUAAAAAUUCCAAUGUG